AACGUAAACAAAUGCACUGAUGAAUGCGUAAAAAUUAAAGCUCUCCCAAUGCCCAUUAGUCUGCGAUCGUCUAUCUCCCAGCCCGCGAAACGGAGAAACUGAACCCGCUGAGUUGACACGGUUCGCUGAACGCUGGUUCUGAGUUGCUGAAGGUCGAAACUCAAAUCGUCCCAUACAACACAAACCAUAGCAGAGCGAGAAUCGAUGCGGUUCCCGAGACUCUCUCCCUCCCGUUUCAUGUUCUAGACUAGGCAACAAGAACCCCACACUCCAUUUCGUCUUAAACCCUAAACCUUCAACUCUGCAUGUCCUAGGCACGUUACUUCCGCGCGCUACAUCUUCCAUGGGUUGUCCCAACUUUUCAAAUAUCGUGUUUUUUUCUUUGAUUUCUUGCUCAGGUUGAGUUUGAACAGCUGAAUCGUCGUAAAAGAUUGCAGCAUUUUGAUCAGAAGUGGUACCAAGUGCAGAAAUGUCUGAUAUAAGGAAGUGGUUUAUGAAACACAAUGACAAAGGCAAUGGCAAUGCAUCGAAGACUGAGAAGGUCAAUCAGGCGGCAGAGAAGCCUUCUCCGCCUAAAAUGCAACCGGAGAAUGCAGUGGAAGGAGGGCAAGAGGGUACAGGAAGACGGAAAACUAGCAAAUAUUUUGCUAAGAGCAAAGAAAAGCCAAAAGAUGAAAAGGAAAGUGAGCCUGCCUCAGCAAAAAGAAAGACUCAACUGGGCAGUGAGGGGUUACCGAGUGAUGUGAAAUCCCCACCUGCAAAAAAAAUUCAUAAAGCGGGUGUUGUUGAUGAUGAUGAUGAUGAUGAGGAUUUUGUCGUAUCCAGUUCUAGAAAGAACACACUUGAUGUCACUCCCAGCAAGAAACUGAAGACUGGUUCUGGUAGAGGGAUUGCCCGGAAGGUUGUAGAUAUUGAUGAAAACGAUGAAGACAGGAUUGGUGAUAAAUGUUCUGAAUCUCAGGCCAAGUCUGGUGGAAGGGGUCGUGGUGGAAGAGGUGCGGCAGCGGCACCAGUUGCUGGGAGAGGCAGGGGUGCUGGACGGGGUGGGUUCAUGAAUUUUGGUGAAAGGAAAGAUCCUCCACACAAAGGAGAAAAGGAAGUCCCGGAAGGUGCUCCUGAUUGUUUGGCUGGUUUGACUUUUGUAAUUAGUGGAACACUUGACAGUUUGGAAAGGGAAGAGGCAGAAGAUUUGAUCAAACGCCAUGGUGGCCGUGUUACUGGAUCUGUUAGCAAAAAAACGAAUUAUCUUUUAUGCGAUGAAGAUAUUGGUGGAAAGAAAUCUUCUAAAGCUAAAGAGCUGGGAACUGCCUUUCUUACUGAGGAUGGAUUAUUUGAUAUGAUCCGAGCAUCAAAGCAUGCAAAAUCACCAAAACAAGAAGAAUCAAAGAUGCGUGUUGACAAGGUUGUUGCAGCUUUGCCAAAGAAAAGUCCUAAAAAAGUAGAAGCUAGCAAAGAUCAAGUGUGCAACUCUCUGGCAAAAAGUGUAGCAUCCAGAGGUUUGACUCCAGGUUCCUCUCAUGCCAAGCAGAAAGGUCAAGCUAGUGAGCAUGCUUUUUUGACCUGGACUGAAAAGUAUAGGCCUAAGGUUCCAAGUGACAUUAUAGGGAAUCAGUCACUGAUGAAGCAGCUUCAUGAUUGGUUGGCACACUGGAAUGAUCAAUUUCUGCAUGCUGACAAGAAGGGGAAGGCAAAAAGGCAGAAUGAUGCUGGUGCUAAAAAAGCUGCACUAUUAAGUGGAACACCCGGAAUAGGGAAAACUACGUCAGCAAAGUUGGUCAGUCAGAUGCUUGGUUUCCAGGCAACUGAGGUAAAUGCCAGUGACAGCCGUGGCAAAGCUGAUGCAAAAAUACAGAGAGGACUUGAUGGAAAAUCCGCAAAUUCUAUAAAAGAACUUGUUAGUAAUGAAGCUUUGGGAAUCAACAUGGAUCGGUCAAAGCAUCCAAGGACUGUGUUGAUUAUGGAUGAGGUUGAUGGCAUGUCUGCUGGAGAUCGAGGUGGAGUUGCUGAUCUUAUUGCAAGCAUCAAGAUUUCAAAGAUUCCUAUUAUUUGUAUCUGCAAUGACCGUUACAGUCAGAAGCUGAAGAGUCUUGUGAACUACUGUCUACCUCUCAACUUCCGGAAACCAACAAAACAACAGAUGACCAAGAGAUUGCUGCAAAUUGCAAAUGCAGAAGGGCUCCAGGUUAAUGAGAUAGCCCUUGAGGAACUUGCUGAAAGAGUCAAUGGAGAUAUGCGCAUGGCACUAAAUCAGUUGCAGUAUAUGAGUCUCUCCAUGUCAGUCAUCAAAUAUGAUGACAUAAGACAGCGCCUUCUAAGCAGUGCAAAGGAUGAAGAUAUUUCACCAUUUACGGCUGUUGAUAAGCUGUUUGGUUUUAAUGGAGGGAAGUUGAGAAUGGAUGAAAGGGUUGACCUGAGCAUGAGUGAUCCUGAUCUUGUCCCUCUUCUUAUUCAGGAAAAUUAUAUUAAUUAUAGGCCAAGUUUGGCUGGUAAAGAUGACAAUGGGAUGAAAAGGAUGAGUUUGAUUGCCCGUGCUGCUGAGUCUAUUGGAGAUGGGGAUAUAAUAAAUGUACAGAUUCGAAGAUAUCGACAGUGGCAGCUCUCUCAGAAUGGUUCUGUUGCAUCUUGUAUAAUGCCAGCUGCUUUGUUGCACGGGCAAAGGGAAACACUUCAACAGGGAGAACGCAAUUUUAAUAGAUUUGGUGGGUGGCUGGGGAAGAACUCGACCAUGGGAAAGAAUUUGAGGGUUUUGAAGGAUUUCCAUGUUCAUUUUCUUGCUUCUCGUGAAUCUAAUUCGGGGAGGGAAGCCUUGCGAGUUGAUUACCUAACACUUCUUCUGAAACGGUUAACUGAUCCACUUCGGGUGCUGCCGAAGGAUGAAGCUGUUCAGAAAGUUGUGGAAUUCAUGGAUCUUUACUCUAUUAGUCAGGAGGAUUUCGAUACUAUGGUGGAGUUAUCAAAAUUUCAGGGGCACCCAAAUCCACUGGAUGGCAUACAACCAGCUGUCAAAGCAGCUCUAACAAAAGCAUACAAUCAAGGAAGCAGCUUGCGGGUGGUACGAGCUGCAGAUUUAAUCACACUUCCUGGAGUUAAGAAGGCCCCUAAGAAGCGAAUUGCAGCAAUUCUAGAACCAGCAGUCGAUGAAGUAGGAGAAGAAAAUGAUGAUAGAUUGGCUGAAAGUGAUGAAGAGAACUCUUCAGAAACCGAAGACUUGGAAGGUGCUGCCAAUGAUGAGGAUAAGCUGCAACAGGAUCUCCAAUCUCUUAAUUCUAAAGCAAUUCAAGUACAAGUGAACUUGAAAAGUGCAGGAAAUUCAAGUGCCAAGAAGACACCAGCAAGCAGUGGAAAAAGAGGUUCUGGAACCACAGAGAAGAAAGGGGCCAGGGGUUCGGGUCCCGCUACUAAGAGAAAGAGAUGAGAAGAGAGCGAUGAAAGCGAAAACUAAGGGUUUCAUAACAUUGACAUUGUCUAUAACCAAUGUAUGUGGGGUUUCACUUUUUGCAUUUUGUUCUUUGAGGUUAGAUUGGGUCUAUGGGUGGAUGUGCUAUGUCGGUUUUUCACCCUUUCUGGUUUGGGGCUUUGGGGGCAGUGUUUUGUUCUACGCUGUGUUGUAUUUUCUGCUUCCUCAUGCUUCAACAAGUUGCUUGCAAGCUUGAUCGAGAACCAAGGCUAUUGGUAUUUACUAUUAUUCCCCUUCCGUACAUAAAGUGAACUAUUACUACCAUAAA
Malania oleifera is the source of this 3725-nucleotide messenger RNA. RefSeq names its product replication factor C subunit 1. Gene Ontology annotation, cellular component: nucleus; DNA replication factor C complex. Lineage: Eukaryota; Viridiplantae; Streptophyta; Magnoliopsida; Santalales; Ximeniaceae. The coding region runs from base 470 to 3415 and encodes 981 amino acids. Gene Ontology annotation, biological process: DNA repair; DNA replication. The transcript has 22 exons. Gene Ontology annotation, molecular function: DNA binding; ATP binding; DNA clamp loader activity. The record is from RefSeq and is a predicted model, not a curated record.